AAAUAUUAAAAUCUGUGGAGAAUUCUAAUUAAAAAAUAAAGCAAUCUCAUUUGUGUUGUAAUUGAUUAUUGAUUUUUUUUUCUUCAUAUAAAUAGUUCCAACAAUAAUUUAAAAAUAUUUUUCCAUUGGAAUUCAUUCCAUCUGCGGUUGUCCUUGAACUGUUUGAUCAAUAUUCAAUUAUAUUUCAUCUGGUAUUAUCCUGGUAUUUAAAUCGUGAGGUUAUUUAAAUAAAAAUAAUAAAAAUAUGUAUCUGUGUAAUUUAACGCGUAAAAAUGCGGACGAUUUAGUAAUGCCGAAUGUGCGAGUAUUUGAUUAUGAUUCUCGGGUCAUGACUGCAAGAAAUUUAUUGUCCAAAGGAACUCAAACCGAUUAUAGAGAUAGCGAAACUCAAACGAUACCAUGGGAGCCACCUUAUAAACUUGCUUUAGGUAGUAAAGAACCUGAAGUUCUUGGUCUUGAAAAUUUAUCAUGGGGUAGUGGAUUACCAGUAGGUACAGAUGAGUUAAAAAUAAUAAAGAGGAUGAGAGUAAAAAAAUCAUGGGAGUCUUUAUUACCUCCUCUUGAUUGUAAGGUCAAUGUACAAACACACAAAGCUAUAAUUACUAUGAUUGAUAGAGACGAAUGGUCGUUCCGUGACAAAGAGCUGGAAAUGAUGAUGGAUGAACGUCUGGAGUGGAUUAACAAAGUGAUAAAGACUAAUAAUUACCAGCGAAAAAAAAAAAUAAUACAACGGUUUGAAAAACUCGGUAAAUAUUUAAAUCAAUUACGAAAUAAACGGAUUAAUGAAAUAAAACGUGAAUUAAAUAGAGAAAUUCGUAAAAUAAGCGCCAAGCAUCGUAAUAAAAAUUCGAAAUUUAUUAAAAAUCCUGGGGCAAAAACUACAGAUCUUAAAGACGAAUGUCUAUUUAGGUUUAAGCUCGACGAUGAAUCUUUUUAUGAUUCAUUGUUGAACAGAAAAACGCUGCAGGGUGAGUUAUAUAUGUUUAUAUAUUAAGUGUAAGCUAGUCUAAGAAAUAAAUCAUGUUUAUGAUCAA
Molecule: messenger RNA, 1034 nt
Organism: Cotesia glomerata
Lineage: Eukaryota; Metazoa; Arthropoda; Insecta; Hymenoptera; Braconidae
Product: cilia- and flagella-associated protein 91-like
Exons: 3
Coding region: 245-994 (249 amino acids)
Source: RefSeq, a predicted model, not a curated record